AUGGUUGGAGCCACUCCCACUCCCAACGUUGGAACGCUUGUGCUAGAUGCUGGGCCACUACUUUCCCUAACGCCUUUACGAGGCCUGGCUAGUCGAUAUGUUACCGUCCCUCAGGUUAUUGCAGAACUCAAGGACCCUCGUGUUCGCGAACACCUCGAGAGGCUGGAACUGACGUCUGGUAUCAAACUCGAGGUCCUCAACCCUGAUGCGACUUCAUUGGCCAAGGUAACCGCAUUCUCCAAAAAGACUGGAGACUACAGCGUGUUAUCUGCCGCAGACCUGAGAAUCGUGGCUUUGACAUGUUCCUUGCAUGAGAAAGUUACUCAGCCUGAUGCCACUUUGGAUGCGCAGGCAGCUACAACAUCUGAGGCUUCGGCUGAGAGCAAUUUGACGGAGCCGAGGUCUACGGAUAUGGCUCACGGCGAGCCGGAUUCGCCCGAGAAUACCAACAGAGCAGAGGAACCCCAAUCUACCAUUGAUCGCUCCGAGUCGACAGACGAAGAAGCACCAGAAUUCGAACGCCUACCCUUGGAUGCAGAAGUCGACACGCACCCAAACACCAAGCCUAAUGAACAAGUCCCUGCCCUACCAUUAUACGAGGACCCGCCCAGCGAAGACGAUGGCGAAGGUGAAUGGAUUACGCCUGAGAAUGUAUCCAAGCACAAAUCGCGAGCUGUACAGUCAUAUUCUUCGGCUGACAAUAAGCAAAAUGAGAAAAAAACCAACAAGGUUGUAUCUCCCACGAAGAUGGAUGUUGCAUGCAUGACCGCUGAUUAUGCUAUGCAAAACGUGUUACUUCAAAUGGGCCUGAACUUGGUGGGAACCGAAGGUCGACGCGUGGCAAGCGUGAAGAGCUGGGUACUAAGGUGUCACGCAUGUUUCAAGAUUUGUAGAGAUAACACGAAGAAGUUCUGUCCGACAUGUGGGAACGCAACCCUACUUCGUACUUCGGUUACGACCACUGGGCCGGGUGCGGACGGGUCUGAGCCUACCUUUCAGGUUCACCUAAAAAAGAAUUUCCAGUUCAAGAACCGUGGUACAAAGUACAGUAUUCCCUCCCCAAAACCUGGGGCAGCAAAAGGUGGUGCAGGAAGCACGAACAUCAUCCUUCGCGAAGACCAGGUAGAAUUUCAGAAAGGCGUACAUCAGGAGGCCGUCAGGCAGCGAAAGGAACAAAAACGGGUCGACCGAGCUUUGGCUGGAGGCAAAGGAACUGGCAUGAGUUGGGAUGACCCCGAUUGGAUUCCCGAGAUCCUGACUGGCACCCGUCGGCCAGGCGGCAACAAGGGCUCUUCUACUGGCACACCCGGGGACACCGCCUCUGCCAAUGGAUCCAGCAUUAAUACGCCGCUCACAAGUGUUCCCGGCUCUGUCAAUGCGAGCACAGAUGAUUUGACUAGCAUGGCUAAGCUUGCCAUUGCAACCGACCGAUACGGUCUUAUGGGCGAGAAUGGUUCGGGUAAAUCGACGUUCCUCCAGUCUCUGGCUGAACGAGAUAUUGAAAUCCCCGAGCAUAUUGAUAUCUAUCUUGUUCGAGGAGAAGCAGACCCUUCGGAAACAAACGCUAUUGAUUACAUCAUCGCGUCAGCUAAGGAGAAAGUCGCUCGGCUUGAGAAGCAAAUCGAAGAUCUCAGUGUAGCUGACCAGGUUGACGACCUCGCUCUCGACGCUCUUCACGAGGAACUCGAGGAGCUUGAUCCCUCGACUUUUGAAGUGAAAGCAGGAAGCAUUCUUCACGGUCUCGGAUUUUCUCAAACGAUGAUGAAAAAACCCACAAAGGAUAUGUCCGGUGGAUGGAGAAUGCGUGUCUCCCUGGCUCGUGCCUUGUUCGUGAAACCCCACCUUCUAUUGCUAGAUGAGCCCACCAAUCACCUGGAUCUCGGCGCGGUUGUGUGGCUUGAAGCUUAUCUUAGCACCUAUAACCAUAUUCUGUCACUUUAUGGACAGCAUUUGUACAAACAUUAUGGACUUAACGCCCAAAAAGAGUUGGUGUAUUAUGGCGGUAACUAUACGACAUACGUACGUACAAAGGCCGAAAACGAAGUCAAUCAAAUGAAGGCGUACCACAAACAACAAGAAGAAAUCGCACAUAUCAAGAAAUUCAUUGCCAGUGCGGGAACUUACGCAAACUUAGUGAAACAAGCGAAGAGCAAACAAAAGGUUGGGCUCACUGUAGUGGUAGUUCCGCCAUAA
Rhizoctonia solani is the source of this 2193-nucleotide messenger RNA. Its product is annotated as 20S-pre-rRNA D-site endonuclease NOB1. Gene Ontology annotation, cellular component: preribosome, small subunit precursor. Gene Ontology annotation, biological process: maturation of SSU-rRNA. Gene Ontology annotation, molecular function: ATP hydrolysis activity; RNA endonuclease activity; ATP binding. The transcript has 13 exons. The coding region runs from base 1 to 2193 and encodes 730 amino acids. NCBI's taxonomy places the organism in Eukaryota, Fungi, Basidiomycota, Agaricomycetes, Cantharellales, Ceratobasidiaceae. The record is from RefSeq and is a predicted model, not a curated record.